Stylophora pistillata is the source of this 3269-nucleotide messenger RNA. RefSeq names its product diamine oxidase [copper-containing]. The record is from RefSeq and is a predicted model, not a curated record. Gene Ontology annotation, molecular function: copper ion binding; primary methylamine oxidase activity; quinone binding. Gene Ontology annotation, biological process: amine metabolic process. Lineage: Eukaryota; Metazoa; Cnidaria; Anthozoa; Scleractinia; Pocilloporidae. Gene Ontology annotation, cellular component: plasma membrane.
GUUCCACUGCCGAUUGAUCAGCUGCAGGAUCUUUUGUGUACAUUGGGUAUUUCAUCGCCUUGCAGGUCAAAGUCUUUUAUCGUCAUGGAGACAGGCGAUCCUAUGAUCAAGAAGAAAUCCAAUCGUGCAUCUACCACAGCACCCGUGGUGUGGAAGGUUCUGGCCAUCGUUUUCAUUGUUAUAAGUGUAGCGUUAUUGAUUGCUUUGAUUGUGGUAGCAACAAAGAAAUCAAAAAGUGACCGUGAGCCUGCUAAAAAUUCCAAAGGAGAUACAGUUUUCCAGGUAGGAAACUGUGCAAAUGGAAUGGGUGAUCAACCCGCAGACCCACCUAAGUCUUCAGGUCUCUUCGACGAUCUAACAAUCCAAGAAAUCACCACUGUUAAAGAAUAUCUGGUGAAGCAAGCUUCACUUAACCUAACGGAGGCUACCGAAGCAUCAGUCGACAGCAAUUACAUCUACAUGAUACAGUUUCUUCCACCUUCCAAGAACGAGGCUUUAGAACAUCUGGAUAACAAUGGCGCCAAGCCCGAACGUAAAGCUGUGGGGGUGGUGUUUCAUGGCGCUGCCAAUCCUCCGCUUGUCAGAGAAUACAUAGUCAGCCCUGUUUCAAAACCUACUGGGCACGUUGCAAGAAAGAUUCCUGGUGGGGAGAAAGACUUCGUGACAUUCAAUGCUCGGCCUUUUGAUACUCGCACGAGAAAUAUAUUUUCUUCCUAUAUCUAUUAUGCCACUGCAAAACUCGAAAAGCUGAUGAAAGAGAGCUACGACGGCUUCUCCCUUAAAGAUUGCGUGCAACCAAAGUGCCUUGAACUUGACUUUACUUCUCCGAUGGGAUUUACUGCCGAUGAUCGCAUUACUUGGGUUAAUUUCAAACGUGACAUGACAGGGCAACUUGACUUGUCGUUGUCACUAGAUAUCGGAGGAACAGACAUGAAAAAAUGGAAAAUCCUCAAGGUUGUUUACAACAAUCAGACUUUUGACUCUGUUGAUGAGUUAGCGGCCAAAUAUGAGAACAACACCAUCAAAAAAAUUUUUGUUCCUGCACCAAAGGGCAAGGAAGCCUUGUUUUCGAGCUAUCAACGUCGAAGAGAUCCCCAGCCAUCCACGCCAAUGAGAGGACCAGAACAAUACGAGCCCGAUGGAAAACGUUACACCGUUAACGGACGCCAUGUCAGCUACAUGUUGUGGUCCUUCCAUUUCAGAAUGGACUCCAACAGUGGCAUGCAGAUCUACGAUAUAAAAUUCAACGGAGAGAGAAUUGUUUACGAGCUCAGUCUUCAAGAAGCAGCUGCAACAUAUACAGGUUAUUAUCCAGCCCCUUCGUGGAAUAACUUCCUCGAUGGAGGCUGGGGAAUGGGAGCAUACAGCAUGGAGCUGGUUCGUGGUGUGGAUUGUCCCUACUCCGCAACAUUUUUUGACCUAGUGCACAUGUAUGAAAAACCAACGACUGUCCGAAACGCCGUCUGUGUAUUUGAACUAAACACCGGAACGCCACUUCGCCGACAUUAUGAUAACAACUUCUACAAUGGUUACAACUUCUACGGAGGAAUGGCCAACCAAGUUUUAGUUCUGCGUUCUGUGGCGACGCUGUAUAACUAUGACUAUGUUUUUGACUUCUUAUUUUACCAAAACGGUGUCAUAGAAGUUAAAAUGUCAGCCUCUGGGUACGUCUAUGGAGCAUUCUAUGACUCAAAUAUGGACCCAUACGCAUACCCCCUUCAUAAAGAUUUCACAAGUGGUACACACGAUCACCUGAUCAAUUACAAAGUGGACUUGGACAUUGGCGGGCGUACGAACUCUUUCGAGACCAUUGAAAUUGGAAUCGAAAACAUCACUGAGCGCUGGUUUCCCAACAGACGACGUGUUCAGAAGGUUCUAAAACGUAAUGUGAGGAAAACAGAGAUAGAUGCCGCUUAUAAGUUUGACUUCGACCGUCCAAUGUACCUGAACUUUUUCAAUGAUGACGAGACUAACAGGAUGGGUGUGAAGAAAGGAUACCGCAUCCAACUGGACAACAUGUUGAAACAGUUGUACCCAGAAGACUGGAUGAUCACGCCAAUGAUGAGUUGGUCCCUUUACCAAAUGGCUGUCACUAAGUACAAGGAAAAUGAAACACAGAGCAGCUCUAUAUAUAACCAACACUCACCGACAAAUUCUCAGCUUGACUUCCGAAAGUACCUGAUGGAUGAUGAUCCCAUAGUCAACCAGGACCUGGUUUCCUGGGUAACGAUAGGAGCGAUGCACGUGCCUCAUUCAGAAGACUUGCCUAACACCGCUACGGCUGCCAACUCCGCCAGCUUCUUCAUAAGGCCUUUCAACUACUUUGACGAGGAUCCUUCCAUCGGAUCUACCAACGCCAUUUUGAUUAAACCCGUAGAGCCCUAUAAGUUCACCGGGCAGAAAGUGGAGCGAUAUGGUACUCCUGUAGGACCACAGUGCAUUCCUAACGACCCUAAAAUUUACUUUAAUGGAACUUAUCUUUAGGAAUAGAUAGGUCAUUGUGAGUGAUUUCGAACACUUUCGUUCGAUUUCGAACGCUAUAGUCUGCUUUCAGGGCCUCUGUUAAACACUAUGUUUAUGUUAACUGUUCGUUAAACACUAUGUUUCUGUUUAUUUACAAUAUUUAUUUUCCAAUUUGGAGGGCCACAAGUUUAUAAGUUUGUAACUAUUUAUUGUUCCUCUUCGUAAAUAGUCAUUAGCUGUGGUCACACUACAAAAAAUUUGCAAGUGUGACCGAUUUUUCCCUAAGUAAAUUACCUCGGGAGAGUUUUAUCGUCUGGAGCUUGAAAACCGCAAGAGAACAAAAGAAUGUCCUGUGGAUUUCCCUUGAUAACUACCCCAGAGCAGAAAAGGGAAAAAUCAAAUCCGAGAGUAGCCGACCAAUGGACGCUCGUCGGCGAUCGCGCUGGUGACAGAUCCGGAAUUAUCGUGUUGUGAAACUAAUUUUGGAAGCGCUUGAGAACGUGACUUCUGUUGAAGAUUUUGCCGCGUGCGCGCGAAAAUCCACGAUGUCGCGAUUUAGAGAAAUCGUGUGAGUAUAAAUCGAUUCUGAAUUCCUUAUUUUUUUCUGAUUCACUCCAGGUUUAGUUUGUUCUUAUAACUAUCCACGAAAAAAAUAGUCAAGAAUUGACUAAAUGCGGCUCUUCGUCGUCUUUGAAUCCUUCGAAAAAUCAGGCGCUGCAGUAAAAUUACUCUUGCUCGUCUUGCUCUUUGAAAUAAAGUAAUGAACAGCAAUGAAAUAAGAAUAAAAACCUCUCUUUGAUCCGUUU